Ricinus communis (castor bean) is the source of this 1286-nucleotide messenger RNA. Its product is annotated as GDSL esterase/lipase At5g55050. The record is from RefSeq and is a predicted model, not a curated record. Gene Ontology annotation, molecular function: hydrolase activity, acting on ester bonds. Bases 88 to 1179 code for a protein of 363 amino acids. The transcript has 5 exons. NCBI's taxonomy places the organism in Eukaryota, Viridiplantae, Streptophyta, Magnoliopsida, Malpighiales, Euphorbiaceae.
UGCUUUUAUUUCCCUUAUAUAACAGACACUAACUGCCCUCUCUUCAAUGUCCUAUACAAGAAAGAAAGACACUGCUACUACUACAACAUGGCCUUGAACCCUUUUCCUGUAACGAGUUUCUUCUUCUUCAUUCUCUCCUUCUUGAUCAUCAAAUGUUCAGAGGCUGAUCAAAUGGUGCCAGCAAUGUUCGUUUUCGGUGAUUCUGGAGUUGAUGUAGGCAACAACAAUUACCUUCCAUUUUCCUUUGCCAAGGCAGACUAUCCUUAUAAUGGUAUCGAUUUCCCAACGAAGAAACCAACAGGAAGGUUUAGCAAUGGUAAAAAUGCUGCGGAUUUUCUUGCUGAGAAAUUGGGUGUGCCUACAUCUCCACCAUAUCUCUCCUUGUUAUUCAAAAAAAACACAAAUUCAUUCCUGACGGGAGUAAACUUUGCCUCUGGAGCUUCAGGAAUCCUCAAUGGCACAGGAAAAUCUCUUGGGAUAGUAAUCCCUUUGACAAAACAAGUGGAUUACUACGCAAUUGUGUAUAAGGAUUUGGUGCAGAAGCUGGGAUCCUAUGCUGCAAACAAGCUCUUAUCUAAGUCUCUCUUUGUCACCGUAACUGGUAGCAAUGACCUGUUGAGAUACUCAGGUUCUUCUGAUCUCCGCAAGAAGAGCAACCCACAACAGUAUGUGGAUUCCAUGACUCUUACAAUGAAGGCCCAAAUAAAGAGGUUACACAGUUAUGGAGCACGUAAAUAUUUAUUCCCAGGGUUGGGGACAGUGGGAUGUGCUCCUUCGCAAAGGAUUAAGAAUGAAGCCAGAGAAUGCAAUGAAGAAGUAAAUUCUUUCUCUGUUAAGUACAAUGAAGGCCUCAAGUUAAUGUUGCAGGAGUUAAAAUCAGAGCUUCAGGACAUAAACUACUCCUAUUUUGAUACUUACAAUGUCUUGCAGAACAUCAUCCAGAAACCAGCUGCUUAUGGAUUUACAGAGGCUAAAGCUGCUUGUUGUGGGCUUGGAAAGCUGAAUGCUGAAGUUCCCUGUAUUCCAAUUUCGACCUACUGCUCCAACAGAAGCAAUCAUGUUUUCUGGGACAUGGUUCAUCCAACUGAGGCAACUGAUCGUAUACUAGUAAACACCAUCUUCGACAAUCAAUCACAUUACAUAUUUCCUAUGAAUAUGAGGCAGCUAAUUGCAGUCUAAUCUUUAAGUAAUAUUAACAUAUAAGUUUUUCUGUGUGACAAGCAUUUGCGUUUUCACUUGAAGAGAAUGUCUUGAUAUUAAUUACUAAUAAAAAUGUGUGUUUUAUU